CCUGAAGACACCAUUUUCCCGCCCCCACACUGCGAUACGUCACGAGUGACAACGUUUUCCGACGCCACGCUUGAAGCAAGACUGCAGCACUUUUCAGCAUAGUAAAGCCAAAACACCAAAAGAAAAAGGGAAUCAACACACAGACAUGAAGGACAAAGUGAGGAAGGGAGCAGCAGGAAGAACUCAAGCCAAGACGAACGACGUUAUCAGUGUUACUCAUGGAAAAGAUGCUCCGACAAUCAAGCAAGACGAUGACUCAUCAUUCCCGGUCAAGAUCCAGGGAGCAGGAUUGGAGCCUUUUGAGUUUCAGGUUCGUGUAUUUUGGCUGGUUCAAGACGCGCUAACGACUUUGCUCUCGAGAGAUGAAGUUGCUCCGCGCACCAACCUGUCCCUGGCCUUCGCUGGUGCAACCCUCGACCCCCUUGUCGGAUUGCAAAAUGUCAAAGGACUCAAACCUGGUGCAAUCCUUCGUCUGGUUGAAGAGCCUUUCACCGCCCGCUCAGCAAGGCAGCACUUGUCUCGAGUCCUCGAGCUGUUGCGGGCUUCUGGACCUCGGGAUGCAUUGAGAGAAGGACGUUCACCAAGCAUACUGGAAACACUUACGCUUGCGCAAACAUCAGAAACGAGCUUGCCAAAUGGAAAGAAUCUGAAACGCUCGUCAAGCAACCCAAAACCAGAAGCAGCCAAUAAUGACUGCACACCCCCCCAGUACCUCCUUCCUGGUUCCUCUGACAGACCACUGAUGGCCCUAUUACCACAAAGCUCCAAACCACAAGUCCCAAGCUACCUUCAGGACUUGUCUCUUAGCUCUUGGGACCCUCCUCCAGGACACAGGAAGCUGCAAGGAGACUUUAUGUAUAUUACAGUGGUGACCACAGAGGGACAAAGGUGUGACAUUACAUCAUGUCCGAAAGGUUUCUUUGUUAACAGAUCUACACCAGAAGCAUUUGAUCCCCGCCCUUCCCAGUCAUCACCAUUGUGCCACUGCUUCACUGAUCUGCUCUGUCACAUUAGUCCUGCCUUCAAACAAGCUUUUACUAAAAACAGGCAUGACAUAUCCCAAGUGGACAUGAUGCCUACUCCUUAUCAAACCCUGUGCUGGCUCGGUCCUCCCUGCGCCACCCGCACUCACAAAAACACCUUCAGCAGGCUAGGAGUGGAUGAUCAACCAGCAAACCAGGCUCCAGACUGGAAUGAAGAGCUGCAAGCAGCCAGAGAUCGUCCACAAACAAGCCUGGAGGAGAGAUUGCAGCGAGAGCGAGCUCUCCUGCAGGUAAACAGUGCAUUUGUGAGAACCGUGUCCCAGGGGGCGGAGACUGUGGUUGAAGGUUUUGCUGAACCAGUCAAUGGUAACCCCGAGGAUCCAGCUUUCCUGUUUGGUGGCCUCUUCAUGAGCCAAGGGGCAGCUAGUACAGUGUUUGGUGGGGAGAGGGGCCGCAGGGCUGCUCAGAGACUGGAGCUGAAAGGAGUGCAGGUGUACAGUGAUCUGCAGGGGCUGCAAGGUUUGCACACUCUACCUACAGCUAUUGUCGACUACAGAGGCGUGCGCCUGUCAGCCCAAGGUUUAGCUCCUGGCUUGGAAGGCACUGAGCAGGAGGAGGGAACCCCACCCGUCUCACGGGGGUUGCUCUAUGGAGUGAAUGCUGGCUUGCAGGAGUCUCCCCGUCGCAGACGCAUGCUGGAACUGCUGGCUCAUGCUGCCAAAGCGCUUUCUCUCCAGAGACAUAUUGUCUUAGCACCCAAUGGACAUCGGGUACCACUGUUUACAUCAGUGGACGCACAAGGACUGCUGGGGGCCGACGAGCGCUUCUACAUACUAGAUGUGUUUAGGACUUUUCCAGCUGAUGCCAACUACUGUCUAGAAGUCAAAAGUCAGAUAAUAAGUGGAGAAGAGGAACAGAAAGAAAGCUGCAAUGGGGCUGAGGAAAAGAGUGUAAAUGAUGGCUGGCCACUGAAUUAUCAGAAAGACUUUGACGUUCCCAAGAGAUUUCCUCACAGCUUGUGUCGGCUGAGACCAGAGUUGAUGCAGAUUUUCAUCCAGCACAAACACACUCAGUUCACACAGCUCGUCAGGGAGAAAUUGGACAACAAUGGAGGCUUUGAAGAAUGUGCGACAGCUUGCGACUCUCGAGCUACUGAUGCAAUACGGGCUGCUUGUAAAGAAGUUGGCUCCCUUAGUGAAAUCAUCUUUGAGAUGCGAUUUUGCCCAAAUGUCCUCUCUCCAGGAGUAUCAUUCCCCAGCGCUGAAAGUGAAUCGCUACAGAGCCAUGAAAAGUUACUGCGAGAAGCUGCGGCUUUCAUCGUCACGCAUCAGAUACCAGCUUUUGUGGAGUCUAAUCUAGAAAGUAAUGUGACCCCAAUGGAUGGAGCUUCUCUAAAGGAAGCCCUACACGAGAAGGGCAUCAACCUACGCUAUCUGGGCCAUGUUGUCAAAACCAUCAACCAGUCAAAACACAAGGAGCGCCUCAGGCAUUUAAUGAGAAUAGUCAUGAGUGAAAUAUUAAUGCGCUCAACAAGGAGAGUCUUCAACAGUUUCCUCCAGGGCGUGGACAUGCCUUGUCUAGCAACAGCAGUCAGUCACUUCCUGUGCUGCCUAUUGGUCCCUCACUUCACAGCCACCGCCCUGGGAGAGGAGACGAAAAAGAAAUCAAAGCGCCGCGGCAAAGGGCCCGGGGCCUCGGAGAGCACGCCCUGGAGCACGCUCACUGCGGCCGAGCUGUGGAAUCAAGUCUGCCAGGAUGCUGUUGAAACAUACAGCCUCUCUGACACUCUUGGGUCCGGUCUGAACCAACUGGUUGAACGCUACAAGCUUCAGAAAAUCUCCCUGCUUAGAGAGUUCUGUUUAAAGACUGGAGUACAGCUGAGACUGAGGGACUACUUGUUCGACAGCCAUGGUAAAGCUCCCAUCGGACCCGACGACAUCAUCAACAUCUUCCCUCUUGUCAAACACGUUCAGAUGCCAAUUUCAGAUGCUUCCAAGGCAUUCCGCGCUGCACAGAACUACUUUGAGAAAGGUCUGUUGGAUCAGGCCCAUGAACAUUUAAAAGAUGCUGCAUAUUUGUUUGGUAGAGUGUGUGAUGAUCUCCAUCCUGAGGCGUGUUAUUGCCACAGCCUGUUGGCCAAAUUGGCAUUCCUACAGGGUAAAACUGCUGAGGCCCGCAGUGUCCAAUUGAGAGCAGUGGUAAUCAGUGAGAGGGUGCUCGGGUUUGACCACCCCAACACUAUCCAUCAAUAUGCCCUCUUGGCCGUGUAUGUUCUUGCCGGAAGGGAGACCAACCUAGCCCAGAAAUGUUUGCUUAGAGCACGUCUACUUCUGCUAGCCAUCCAUGGCGAAGACCACCCAUACAUUGCCAGGCUAGAUAGUUGUCUUGGCUUGCUUUUAAAAGGGGACCAAGCAGGGAAAUACUUAAAAAACGCCCUCAGACUCAACGCUUCUUUCUUCGGCCCAACAAAUCUGCACACUGCCCUCUCUCAGCAUCUGGUGUCCCAGUGGCUGUGCAGUAAAGGAGACUACAGAGGUGCUAUGAAUCACGAAAAGGAGGCCCUUGCUGCUUUUACUGCCUUGUUUGACGAGGAUCACCCUCAGGCACGAUGCAGCAAAGAAUUUCUCUGCACGAUAACCAAGCAGGCCGUGCAGGUAGAACGUUCCCUCAGACAGGCUGGACCUAAUGUUACCGAACAAACAGUGGAGUGCCUGACUCCUACAAAUGAAACAAUUCUGGAGCAGAUGGUUCUGAUCACUGGGAUUAAGAAGAUUGCGGUCAUUGACAAGUUCCAGGAGUUCAAGCAGAGACACAAGGAACUGAAGGCAGCCGUGGCAAAAGAGCUGAUGAGCAAAGCAGCUAACGAGCUGUUGGAGGUUACGAACGGACAAGCAAAGGAGCCAGCUCAAGAAACAGGAAGUGGCGAGGAAGUUCUGAACAGUCCAAGCCUGGCUGUGGAGGAAACUACUGAGAGUCAGCGAGUGGAAGAAACCUCAGUCGACACGGUCGCCCCAGCUAACGGUCACGUGGUAGAAGAGAAAACAGAAGUGGACGGAGACGAAGCAGAGCCCAGCCAAAGGGUGGUUUUGGAUGCUGAAGCCAAAAUGGAGGAUUGUGCUGAUGUUGAUUCAAGUGCAACAAAUGGCAUCAAAGCCACUGAAGACGUGCGAUGUGACCCAUCUGACGAGACCAAGUCAGAUGACGUUACUGAGAGCCCCAAGAGUAAGGGGACAUGGGCAGAUGUUGUCUCAAACAUGACCACAGCUGGACAAUCAGGAAGCAACGGUGUGAAAAGCAUCUCUGUAAAUGGAACAGAUCAAGUUUGAAAACAUCGGACGGAAGAAAUUAGUGUAGCAGCCCACUGUAACGUAAACUGAGACGUCCUGAGCUGUACCACGUGUCCAUGCUGGGGGAUGUCUGUAUUCUCCAGCGCUAUUUUUCUUUUAACAAUAAACUUUUUAUCGUGGUGCUUUCUCCUUUUU
Syngnathus acus (greater pipefish) is the source of this 4465-nucleotide messenger RNA. Its product is annotated as clustered mitochondria protein homolog. The transcript has 29 exons. Gene Ontology annotation, molecular function: protein binding; mRNA binding. The record is from RefSeq and is a predicted model, not a curated record. Bases 146 to 4309 code for a protein of 1387 amino acids. Gene Ontology annotation, cellular component: cytoplasm. NCBI's taxonomy places the organism in Eukaryota, Metazoa, Chordata, Actinopteri, Syngnathiformes, Syngnathidae. Gene Ontology annotation, biological process: intracellular distribution of mitochondria.